Molecule: messenger RNA, 1137 nt
Organism: Gekko japonicus
Lineage: Eukaryota; Metazoa; Chordata; Lepidosauria; Squamata; Gekkonidae
Product: trypsin-like
Exons: 5
Biological process (GO): proteolysis
Molecular function (GO): serine-type endopeptidase activity
Source: RefSeq, a predicted model, not a curated record
CGGCCACGCCUCUGAAUGCCUAUGGCGGCGGCGACGAUGAUAAGAUCAUCGGAGGUUACGAGUGCCCAGCCCACUCCCAGCCUUGGCAAGUCUUUCUAACCUACGGGGCCGGUUAUCGGUGGUGUGGAGGCUCCCUAAUCAAUGACCAGUGGAUCAUCUCAGCGGCUCAUUUCUACACAGGGAUCCUUUGCCUGGACCUGGUGGCUGGCAAGGCUAUUUCUCAGAGAAGCAGUGUCUUGUCAGGCCCCAGCACACUCGUCGCGCACCUUGGCGAGCACGACACCUCCGCCGAGGAAGGUACAGAGCAGCACAUCCAGGUGGAGAAAGCCAUCCGCUACCCUCAGUACAACGCACGCACCAUCGACAACGAUUUCAUGCUCAUCAAACUCGCCCAGCCAGCCCGUUUCAGUCCUUUUGUGCAACCCAUUGACAUUUCUCAAAGCUGCCCCUCGGCUGGGGACAACUGUCUCGUCUCAGGCUGGGGGAACACUCUGACCAUGGGAGUUAUCUACCCAGACAAUCUACAGUGCUUGGAUGUGCCCAUUCUGUCUACGUCUGCUUGCCAAGCUGCCUACCCUGGCCGCAUCACCUCUAAUAUGUUCUGUGCCGGCUACAUCGAGGGAGGCAAAGAUUCCUGCCAGGGAGACUCCGGUGGACCGCUGGUGUGCAACGGGAAACUGUCAGGUGUAGUAUCUUGGGGACAGGGUUGUGCCCAGAAAAACUAUCCUGGCGUUUAUGCGCCCGUGUGUAACUACAGAGCCUGGAUCGAAGAGGUGAUUGCAAACAACUAAGAGACCCUCAGCAUCCACACCACCGAAAACGGACGACAUUCCUUGGAGCGCUUUAACCUUCUGCUUAAGAGAAGGGAGGGAGCAGCGAGCACCAAAAUGCGUGGCCAUGUCUGCAGCAAAAACUGUUUCAAUGUCCUUCCCUCUCUUCAUGGGAACCUGAGAGCUAUAGUUCUGGGAGGGAGGGUACGGAUUUCCACACCCCUCCCAAAACUACAGUCCCAGGAUUCUUUGGGGGGCGUGAUGGAUUACACCGGUGUAAUAUUGAAAUGGGUAGGUAUUCCCCAAGGAACUCGACGAAAAGGGGGAACUGAUGCUGCAUCCUUGUGUUUAGAAAUUAAACAGAACA